UCGCAAUGCGAAUCUCCUGAUCUUCGUACGCCGCCACUCCCCGCACAAGCUACUCGCUCCUCCUCAACGCCACCGCCACCAUGGCCGCCGCCGCCGCCGCGGCCGAUGUGUCCUCGCCUUUGUUCUCGUCUUCCAGUUGCCACCGUCAUCUCUCUAGCAAGGCCAGAGCUCGAGGAGCGGAGACAUUAACUACAUCCCCCCUUUUCCGGAACCCUAAUGUCCCCUUUCUCGCCCUCCGCCACCGCCAUCCAGGGGUUGUGAUCUCGUGCUCCACGACGGCUGGUGGAAGCGGGGAAAACCACCAGCAGCUCAAGAUCCGGCGACCGGCGGACGAGAACAUCCGCGAGGAGGCUCAUCGUCGCGGUGAGGCGAGCGGCUCGCAGGGCUUCUCCGCUUGCUACGUGCCCUUCAACGCCCCUGCUGACUCUACCGAAACCUACUCCCUCGACGACGUGGUGUACCGCAGUCGCUCCGGCGGCCUCCUAGACGUUCGACAUGAUCUCUCGGCUCUAAAGCGCUUCCCGGGCUCCUACUGGCGUGACCUCUUCGAUUCUCGCGUCGGCCGCACCACCUGGCCGUAUGGGUCCGGGGUCUGGUCCAAGAAGGAAUUCGUCCUCCCCGAGAUCGAUCCGGACCACAUUGUCUCCCUCUUCGAGGGAAACUCCAACCUCUUCUGGGCAGAGCGCCUCGGCUGCGAUCACCUCGGCGGCAUGCCAGAUCUCUGGGUCAAACAUUGUGGCAUAUCCCACACGGGCUCCUUCAAGGACCUCGGCAUGACUGUCCUUGUCAGCCAGGUUAAUCGCCUUCGCCGCGAUCCCCUCAACCGCCCGAUUGCCGGCGUCGGGUGCGCUUCCACUGGAGACACGUCUGCUGCCCUGUCAGCCUACUGCGCUGCCGCUAGGAUCCCCUCCAUUGUCUUCCUCCCCGCGGAUCGUAUAUCUCUCGCCCAGCUGGUCCAGCCGAUUGCCAAUGGCGCCACAGUGCUCUCCAUCGACACUGAUUUUGAUGGUUGCAUGCGCCUUAUCCGCGAGGUCACGGCCGAGCUUCCCAUCUACCUCGCUAACUCUCUCAACUCCCUCCGCCUCGAGGGCCAGAAAACCGCUGCCAUUGAGAUCCUGCAACAGUUCGACUGGGAGGUGCCUGACUGGGUCAUCGUCCCAGGAGGCAAUCUGGGCAACAUCUACGCCUUUUACAAAGGUUUCGAGAUGUGUCGGGAGCUUGAAUUGGUCGACCGUGUGCCACGCCUUGUCUGCGCUCAGGCAGCCAACGCCAACCCUCUCUACCUGCAUUAUAAAUCAGGGUGGGCUGACUUCAAGCCGGUAAUCGCCGAAGACACAUUUGCAUCCGCCAUCCAAAUUGGCGACCCAGUCUCAAUUGACCGUGCAGUUUUUGCCCUUGAGGCAACGGAUGGUAUUGUUGAGGAGGCAACUGAGGAGGAGCUUAUGGACGCCAUGUCUCUAGCUGACCGCACUGGCAUGUUUGCCUGCCCUCACACCGGGGUCGCUCUCGCUGCAUUGUUCAAGCUGAGGGAGAGGGGAGUGAUUGGGACCAAUGACCGCACCAUAGUAGUUAGCACUGCUCACGGCCUCAAAUUCGCACAAUCUAAAGUUGAAUACCACUCCAAGGAGAUAUCAGAUAUGGCUUGCCGGUAUGCGAAUCCUCCUGUAAACGUGAAGGCUAAUUUUGGUUCCGUCAUGGAUGUCUUGAAGAAGAAGCUCGAUGUUAAGGUUGGGCUUUGAACAAUGUUUCCUCAGAUAAAAGGUGUUGGAGAUGGACUGCCUGAGUAGUGAUCUGAUGACCUUUUCUCCCUAAGUUAUGCUUGCUUAGAUGAAAUGUGGGUUUUUGUUUCUUCAACUAUGAAAUAAGGUAAUAUUAAUUUCGAGCAGGAAAUUAACUGAGACAAUGGCAUCAGCAGGCAAAACACUUCAUCAGCAGUGCAUUGAGAUUUCUCUCCAACCUAUUUAUGUAAACUGUUUUUUUUCUCCUUAUAAAAUAGUUCAUACA
Molecule: messenger RNA, 2004 nt
Organism: Zingiber officinale
Lineage: Eukaryota; Viridiplantae; Streptophyta; Magnoliopsida; Zingiberales; Zingiberaceae
Product: threonine synthase, chloroplastic-like
Exons: 2
Coding region: 81-1739 (552 amino acids)
Biological process (GO): L-cysteine biosynthetic process
Cellular component (GO): cytoplasm
Molecular function (GO): threonine synthase activity; pyridoxal phosphate binding
Source: RefSeq, a predicted model, not a curated record